AUGGCGUCUACAAGUUUUACUCGUGAAAAUGAUUUUGAGGACGAUGGGUCCGUUGUGAAUCGUGACUUGAAUAGUGAGGAAGUGGUCUCAUUGUGGAAUCUGAUUAGAUUAUAUAAAAAAUUAGGUACCAAUGAGCAGUGUGUGGCAUUCGCUGAAGAAAAUGGUUUAGUGCAUUCUCAAAAGCAAUGUAGUACACAUCGUAAACCCAUGAAAAUUGCUAAAUCGACGAAUAAAACAUUUGGUUCAUGGUGUUGCACGAAAGGAAAUUGCAGAUCAAAAACUAAAGUUCCUAGAAAUAAAGGAACAUUUUUCGAAAAUAUUAAAAUAGAAUUAGUUCAUGUUUUCUAUUUAUUAUAUGCGUUUUCGCAAAAUUGGAGCUAUCUUACAACCAUGCGUGAAGAUCCAUAUAAAGAUGAUAGACUUAAAUCCUUAAGCCGAGUUACUAUAUGUGAUUGGUAUAGUUAUUGUAGGGAAACUAUAGUUAUAUAUCAAAUGGAUAAAACUCAAGCGGUAGGAAAGAUUGGUGGCCCAGGGAAGAUAGUCCAGAUUGAUGAAUCUAAAUUUGGGAAAAGAAAAUAUAAUCGAGGACGACAUAUUGAGGGCUAUUGGGUCCUUGGUAUGAUCGAAGACAAAUCUGAAGACCUAAGAUUGGAAGUGUGCCCAAAUAAUAUUCGAUCAGCUGAUAUAUUACUUCCUCUCAUUCAAAAACAUGUUGAAGUUGGUACUAUCAUUCAUACUGACUUCUGGAAAGCAUACGAUUGUCUGGCAGACCAUGGGUACAUACAUCAAAAAGUGAAUCAUUCAGACCCUGAAAACCCGUUUGUGGCUGAAGAUGGAACCCAUACGCAAAGGAUUGAGUCACAGUGGAGGGCAGUAAAAAGAUUUUUUAAAAAGGAUAAUUAUAAUAACUCUGAAAAUUUUUCAGAUCAUGUCUAUGAAUAUUUGUGGCGGCGAAACAAUACAAAACAUAAAAAAGACCCAUUUUUGGAGCUAAUUAAAGCUGUCAAAUAUGUCUAUAAAUUAAACACUGACUGA
This is a messenger RNA of Pieris macdunnoughi, 1035 nucleotides long. Lineage: Eukaryota; Metazoa; Arthropoda; Insecta; Lepidoptera; Pieridae. The record is from the annotation of a GenBank genome assembly.